AUGGAAUCCGAAAUCAGAACCCAAAUCCCGAACAUCGACCCUGUUCUGUCAGAGUACUCGGCCGGGUACCUGACCCAUGCUGCCAACCAGUUCACUUCCGACACUGACCCAAAUGCCCCCUCCCCACUUGAGGAGGCCGCUGCCACCGUGAGCGCUCUGCUCUUAUCAGCGUCCGGAGAUCUCUCACCUCAGAAUGAGACGAGCAUCCAGAACCUUGUGGAAAAAUUCAUUUCCCGCCUGAACGCCGCCAAUGGCACAGACAGUGAGCGGCGCCAGAUGGCACCAUCAGCCAAGAAGCUCGACCAGGCUAUCCACGUGGGCUCGUCCAGGAACAUCUCCUCCACGCUAGGUCUUGCUGGCGGCGCCGUCGACCUAGAAUCUGCCAACACACGUAAAGUUGAAUCCAGGGUCGAUCGCAAGAAACUUGAAAAGGCCGAACGCAAGCUCCGUGCGAAGCAGGACCGCAAGGAAUUCAAGAAUGUCGAAUAUGAAGCUUCUCGACUUCUCAAUGAGCCCAACGAGGCACAAAGCUAUGAAGAAUUCUACAUGGCUGUCAACCCGCUGCAGCUGGGCGAGGCCAACAACAAGAGCAAAGAUAUCAAGAUCGAUAGCUUUGACAUUUCUAUGCCUGGAUUACGCAUCCUUACAGAUAGUUCCCUGACACUCGCAUAUGGCCGCAGAUACGGUCUGGUAGGUCAAAACGGUAUUGGUAAAUCCACCUUGCUUCGCGCCCUCGCCCGCCGUGAGGUCGCUAUUCCUACGCACAUUUCGAUUCUUCACGUGGAACAGGAGAUUACUGGUGAUGACACACCCGCACUGCAGGCUGUCUUGGACGCCGAUGUAUGGCGCAAGCAUCUCCUUCGGGAGCAAGAGAAGAUUAGCAAGGAGCUAGCUGAGCUUGAAGAGGAGCGUGCUAAGAUGGCCGACACCUCCGCAGAUGCUGCCAGGCUAGACACUCAGCGUGAAGGUCUAGACACCACUCUGAGCGACAUUCAUGGCAAGCUCGCCGAGAUGGAGUCUGACAAGGCAGAAUCUCGAGCAGCAAGUAUCCUCGCAGGUCUUGGUUUCUCACAAGAACGACAGCAGUUUGCGACCAAGACAUUCUCUGGAGGGUGGAGGAUGCGUCUGGCACUUGCACGUGCGCUGUUCUGUGAACCUGAUCUGCUACUGCUUGACGAGCCGUCGAACAUGUUGGACGUCCCCUCUAUUACCUUCUUGGCGAACUAUCUCCAGGGCUACCCAAGCACAGUACUUGUCGUAUCUCACGACCGAGCUUUCCUCAACGAAGUGGCAACUGAUAUCAUUCAUCAACACUCUGAGCGACUCGACUACUACAAGGGUGGCAACUUCGACUCCUUCUACGCUACCAAAGAAGAGCGCCGCAAGACAGCAGUGCGUGAGUACGAGAAGCAGAUGGCCGAGCGCGCGCAUUUGCAAGCUUUCAUCGACAAGUUCCGAUACAAUGCUGCCAAGUCCUCUGAGGCCCAGUCUAGGAUCAAGAAGCUGGAGAAAAUGCCAGUCCUCACUCCACCAGAAGCAGCAUACUCGGUGCACUUCAAGUUCCCAGAGGUGGAGAAGAUGUCACCUCCUAUCAUUCAGAUGAGUGGUGUUACCUUUGGGUACACGCCCGACAAGAUCCUGCUCAAGAACGUCGACCUCGAUGUGCAACUCGACUCACGUAUUGGUAUCGUUGGUCCCAACGGUGCUGGUAAGACGACAGCUUUGAAGCUGCUCAUCGGCGCACUUUCACCUACCACGGGUCUCAUCUCGCAAAACCCACGCUUACGAGUAGGCUUCUUCGCACAACAUCACGUUGAUGCUUUGGACCUGAACGACAGCGCUGUCGGAUUCAUGUCGAAGACGUACCACGGAAGGGCAGAUGAAGAAUACCGUCGUCACCUUGGUGCCUUUGGCAUUACGGGUAUGACUGGAUUACAGAAGAUGGAACUGCUGUCAGGAGGUCAGAAAUCGCGUGUUGCCUUUGCAUGCCUAGCGCUGCAGAACCCGCACAUUCUCGUGCUUGACGAGCCGUCUAACCACUUGGACAUCGAGGCCAUGGACGCGCUUUCGGAAGCACUGAACAAGUUCCAGGGUGGUGUACUCAUGGUCAGUCACGAUGUCACUAUGCUGCAGAACGUAUGCACAAGCUUGUGGGUGUGUGACAACGGAACGAUCGAGCACUUCGAUGGAACCGUCAAAGAUUACAAGCGCCGCAUCACAGCGCAAGCGAACGAGGCGGGAGUUACUUCCAGUACAGACGGCUUGUCCGUAGUCACUCCUUUGCCUCCGAAUCCCACCCAGCGCGAUUCCUCCCGUCCACGCUACGCCGUCACCGCUCCCGCCAGCAGCACCGCCGCAUUGACGACAACAGCCGGCGAAUCACCCUACCCACCUCCCUUCUCCUCCCUCUUCUUCCCGCCCGACGACGCUGAGGAACGCGACAAGCUCGGUGAAACCGCCGAAGACGAAUCACCUCCCGCAUUCACAUCUGCGCCUGCCUUUACCGAGUCAUCCUCGUCCGCUGCUGCUGUAGCUGCCACCAAAGCCGCGCUCCCUUCCGACACCAAGGAAGGCUCCAGUAGCAAAGACCUCGACGACGGAGAGCCGCCGCCACCCUACAGCGAAGGAUCCAGCCCACUCGAGUCCUUUACGUACGUAAUGGCAUCCGCAGGAGGUCCCGCGAGUAUCAUUACUCAGGUGUCGCAAACAACAAAUGCAGGACCGCCCAUCAACACCCUGGGUGGAUCAGACGAGAAUAUCACUCUGGAACUGAGGGGCACGCGAUUCACUCUAUCGCGAGACGAACUUCUAACCCUUCCCGAAUUCGUCCUCCUUUCCCUCUUUCCCAAUGGCCUACUCCCUGAUGGGCACAUGAACUCCUACCACGAUGGAGACGUAUACCCAGUCGACGUUGGUAACCCCAUUUCUUCUUCCUCACCCCUUCCCUCGACCCCAGUAGCUAAGAUCUUGUACCACCUCUCCAACCCCGCAUUAUACUUAUCUGACAAUAUCUACCCUUCACAGUACGACCCAAACUCCCUACAGUACAUGCUGGAGUUCUUCCGCACUGUAGCCCAGACCAUUCCCGCAUCGCCUCCAUCCCCGACCGCUGCCGAACAUGCUGCCGAGGCUGUACCCAUUGAGCCCAUGCAUGGCUCUGCCAGGGAUAUGCUCCAGGACCGCGCUGGUAUAAUUGUGCUGCGAGAGGAUCUCGACUUCUACGCUAUCCCACCGCAUCGCGACAUCACUCAGCCCGAGAUGAUCGAAGUCAAGCGGGCUGCAGGCGAAGCAUUGUUGAGACAAGAUGGCAUUUUCUCUGGUCUCAGGAAGAGCGAAGAGCCAGGAACGACCGAGCAGCACCUGAUCGAGAUGUUGACUGCAGGUGGCUUCAACCACGACGACCGAUGGGGUCACCGCGCCGGCGAGCCCAACAAAGCCGUCAUCUGCAGCAUCGCGCUUGCACGCCUGAGGACAGACAUUAAGGGCAACGACCUUGCUAACAGCAACGCUGUCGGAAUGGCGCAGAAGCUGCUCCUCUUCUGGAGGAAACCCGCUCGCCGCUGCUGGUGGGAAGGUGUCGAGCUUGACAAUGUCAGAGGUGUCGAAGGCAAGCUCAAGGUGUGGAUAAGGAGGGUCUGGACGCUGGAAAUGAGCGUUAUCGGUCUCCGCUAA
Alternaria ethzedia is the source of this 3672-nucleotide messenger RNA. RefSeq lists its product as uncharacterized. Lineage: Eukaryota; Fungi; Ascomycota; Dothideomycetes; Pleosporales; Pleosporaceae. The coding region runs from base 1 to 3672 and encodes 1223 amino acids. Gene Ontology annotation, molecular function: ATP binding; ATP hydrolysis activity. The record is from RefSeq and is a predicted model, not a curated record. The transcript is spliced from 6 exons.